AUGUCCACCUCAGAGGCUGCCAACGGGGCAGCCGCCCUCGCCGCACCAGUUGCGGAUGCUGUACAGCAGAAUGGACAAGCUGAAGACAGUGGUGGCUUCAAACUAAAGUUUUGCACGGUGUGUGCCAGCAACAACAACAGAUCCAUGGAAGCCCAUCUUCGCCUCUCCCAAGCCCAUUAUCCCGUCAUAUCUUUCGGCACAGGCUCCUUGGUACGACUGCCUGGUCCAACCAUCACGCAACCCAAUGUGUACCACUUCAACAAGACCUCUUAUGAUAGCAUGUACAAGGAGCUGGAGGCAAAAGAUCCCCGUCUUUACCGUGCCAAUGGCAUUCUAAACAUGCUUGGACGGAAUCGUGGUGUGAAAUGGGGCCCUGAGAGGUGGCAAGACUGGCAGAUUGGCAUUCCGCGGCUCGACCAUGCUAAGGAAAUGGGCAGUGACGGGACCGAGGGCGGAGUGGUAGAUGUGGUCAUCACCUGUGAAGAACGUUGCUGGGAUGCCGUCAUUGAUGAUCUUUUGGCUCGAGGCUCGCCAUUGAACCGCCCAGUUCAUGUUAUCAAUGUAGACAUCCGCGACAACCACGAGGAGGCGGCCAUCGGAGGUGGAGGCAUUCUUGACCUUGCCAAUUCGUUAAAUGCGGCAGCAGCUGAAGAACGGGAAAAGGUCGGCGCCAUGUCCUUUGACAGCGGCAACGCCGCUGCCCGGUCCAGCUUUGAUGAACGCGUGCCGGACAUCCUGGCUGAGUGGCAAGAGAGAUGGCCUAACCUCCCAGCAACCUGGACCUUGGCCUGGUUUUAA
Molecule: messenger RNA, 798 nt
Organism: Thyridium curvatum
Lineage: Eukaryota; Fungi; Ascomycota; Sordariomycetes; Thyridiales; Thyridiaceae
Exons: 2
Coding region: 1-798 (265 amino acids)
Biological process (GO): termination of RNA polymerase II transcription
Cellular component (GO): mRNA cleavage and polyadenylation specificity factor complex; nucleus
Molecular function (GO): RNA polymerase II CTD heptapeptide repeat phosphatase activity
Source: RefSeq, a predicted model, not a curated record